This is a messenger RNA of Echinostoma caproni, 585 nucleotides long. NCBI's taxonomy places the organism in Eukaryota, Metazoa, Platyhelminthes, Trematoda, Plagiorchiida, Echinostomatidae. The record is from the annotation of a GenBank genome assembly.
UUUAUUUUCGGUAUAUUCUGUUUGACAUCGAUCAAUAAAGUACGCUUCACUGUAUUCCGCUGCAAGAUGAUGUUAAUGAUGACCACAACACAGACAGGAAUGAAAUUUGCAGGGAGCAGUCAAGUGAGCGUAGUAGACACAGUUAACCAGUACUGGACAAGGGUUACGCUGGGGGAAUAUCACCAGUGUAUUAUUUGCAUGUGUGAUUUGAAGUUGCACGACGAAGUCCGGUAUCUACCCUGCUUACACACCUAUCAUCGGACUUGUAUUGACGACUGGCUCAUGCGAUCAUUCGUCUGUCCAUCUUGUCUCCGUCCGGUUGAAGUGGAUUUCAUUGCGGCAACCGCAAACGCCACUGCCGUGGAGACAAACGAUCCUGAUAAUCCGUCAGUUCAAAACAGCCUGCCAGAGAAUGGGCCUGAAGAACCGGCGAUUUCCGCCUCACCAUCCACACAAAAUUCGAAAAUCGAACCUACAAAACAUCAACCAGUCGAACAAGGUGAUGCUCCUCCGAUAUCACCAAACACACUGCUACACCAGGCUCACCUAUCUGGCCCCAGUCCGGAAACAGUAACAGAUCGUUGA